Messenger RNA from Doryrhamphus excisus (bluestripe pipefish), 1395 nucleotides. It is a transcript of the gene smim22, whose product is annotated as small integral membrane protein 22. Gene Ontology annotation, biological process: regulation of cell population proliferation. Lineage: Eukaryota; Metazoa; Chordata; Actinopteri; Syngnathiformes; Syngnathidae. The record is from RefSeq and is a predicted model, not a curated record.
UGACAGAGUUCAAAGUGAUUACUCUCGAGUUUUGAACGACUCGUUCAUGACGUGCACAUCUCUAAGGUGGAGUUGAAAGAGUACAAACAACAGGUGACGCAGGUAAAUCUUUAGACCCGGAAAGAAGCUAAAACAAAUAAAGGACGCACACAUUUCUGCAUCAUUUGAGUCUAUUCAUCGUAAAGCAAAGUCAUGACGCCAAGAAACAUCCAGGAGGAAUUUGAAGGUCAUUUCAAUGAUGUGAUUUCCAGACUGCAGUCCAAGCAGUUCUUCCAGUCCGAUUGGGACAUUGCUUUCUGUGUUGUCUUCUUCGUCUUCUUUGGUAUAAUUGUUCUGAUGGUCACCCUGAUACUCAUCCGUUGCUGUUGCUGCUGCGACGAGAAGCCUCGACAUCAUAAAGUGGGCAUAGAGAACAUGACUCUGGAACCUUGACAAAGUUAUUGCCUCCAUCUGGUCAUCAACUCCAUGCCAAAGCUUUGAAAAGGACAGAAAGGUUUCUGCUUUCCAACCAAAUGUACUUUCACCAGCCAACAAAUGAGCUUUUCAUUUUUCUACCGACUGUAGUCGUCAUAUUGCAUUGAUUGCACGUUAUCUCAAUGUUUUUUUAUGUGACUAGAGACUAAAAUACAUUUAUGUCUUUCAUAUUUCAAAUAAAAUUACCUAUUUUUACAAAAUUGAGUACAUGAGUACAUGAAACUCAUUGUAGCUAGUAUUUACAAGACUCAAUGUGUUUUAAAGUGCUCCUUAAGACCCCUGCCUUAAAAGACUGUUGAUGCUAGCAAUCGUCUUAAAAGGAAAAGUGCUAUCUUUUCAACAAGGAAGGGUAAACUGUAAAGGCAGUGAGAAUUGCGCCAGCAAGGCGGCCCUCCAGCCGCUAGAGGGUGCCAACAUGCUAACAUACUCUUCCAUUUGUCAGCUGAUUAUAGCGAAUACCAAACGCAACUCAUGAUUAGUUUGUAGUUUAAUUGUAGAAAAAAAUACAUUUUAUUGUAUUAUCUGUUGUUUGAAAGCACUGUCGGUAACUUACGCUAUGCAGUCCCAUUCACAAUAUAUCCUCUAUCGCUGGUUGUAAACAAUGUAAAAGUAAUAAAAUCAACACAAUUAGUUCAGAUUUUUAUUGCACAAUAUCAGAUAAAUAAUUUCUUUAUUUUAACGACAGCUUUCAAAGUGGAUCAACACUUAGUGGACUGAGUUUGUUCAUAAUAAGCCAUUUUUCUCAGCAGUGCAGCCCGAAAAGCCAAGAGUACAGUACAGUAGUGCAGUAGCAAGUACUAGUGUGUACUACCUGGACUGACUGUGUUUGAUCUGUGACACAUGGCAUGCUGUGAAAUGAGACAAUGACCUACUCACAUGACAGGGAAUAAUAAACAUCAUAUGUGCAAAACGUCAAAUAAA